AUGGCGCUAGUAACGAGGUUAUUUUCAGUGAAAUUGUUAUACCUUUUAAUCAUUUCACUCUUGCCUGGUAUAAAUUUAGCAGACUUAGAAGGUCUGAAUGAAUAUUCUCUCGCAAAUAUCACCGCAGCAGUGAAGAGCGGUUGCGUUUUGGCGGCAUUGAAGCCGGCGUUGAAGGAUACUACUCUUCAUUCAAUUUUUCAAAAACUUUCUAUGGCUUUUAAAAAUGAAAGCCGAGUUAAUGUGGGAGUUUUAAGUCUUGGUGAUGCGAGCAAGAUCUCGUGGGAACGUAGUACAAGUCGAGAUUUGGCUGAUUAUAGCGAUCUGGCGUUCUUUCCAAGAAAAAAGUCGGACAGGGCAUGCCUUAUACGACCAGCUUGGGAACAUUUACCUAAAGCCCAGAUAUUUCGGGGCUCCAGAACAGUUCAAGAAUUACUUGCAUUUCUCAAUGAAAACUGUGAGACUUUCAGGCAACAGGAUGGUAAUUUAUCUCCUGCUGGUCUAUUAAGGAGGAGAAUUUUAAAAAAUUUGUACCGGGUUCCAAAACGUGAGGACCUUAGACAUGAUCAUAAUUCAGGCCCUGUCAACAUUGGUGGGACAUGUGAACGGAUUCCUCUUCCUUCCAAAGAGAAGUUUUUUAAUGAAUACUUUUUUCGAUCAAAGCCGGUUGUCAUCACAGGUGAGAAAAAUUGUACAAACAUGGUAAUAUGUUUAGAGUCAUUUCCAAUAACCUUUGUGAACAGCAGCUAGAUUAUUUUUCCCCACAAACCCCUCCCUAAAGAUCUUCAGACUGGACAAUUUUAUUGGAAGUAAUUAAAAAUUAAAUUUAACUUAUCUUCUUUCUUAAGCUUAGUGGCCUAUCUGACCUAAGCUUACCUCAGCCUCCACGGCAUGAAUCUAAUAGCCUUUUUCUAGCUCUAUCAGUCUUGCCAAUCUUCCUAAAGGGGGGAUGUCAGUCUAUAACAAGGGGUUACUCACCACCCCCCAGGUUUCUCUAGUAACCUAGACACUUCACUGUAGCCUAAGGCACCAACCAACUGUAGGUCAUUCAAUUUUCCACAUCAUGUAACAGUUUUUUGUAAAUUACCCUUGUUUUGACUUUUCAUAGAUGCUGUAAAAAACUGGCCUGCGAUAAAAAAAUGGACAAGUGAUUUCCUCACAAAAAAGUUUGGACACAAGAUGGUGCGGAUUGCAUUUGCACCUUCUGGAGAAUAUGAAGGUUGUGAGAAAGCCAACAAUUUUGAGGAUUUCAAACAUUUCAAUUUUCCAGAUGUGGUGAAAUCUCAGCUUCCUUUUCCAGACUUGGUGGUUGUUCGUCCUGCAUUUUUAGAAAUGAAAUUCUCAUCUUUCAUGGAAGUACUUCAGUCAUCAAAUAAUAGUGAUAUUACAGCUUAUUUAGAGUACUCUUCGAUACCAAGUUUACUUCCAGAGCUCGAACAAGACAUCAGAGAAAUGCCUUUUGUUGCUGGAGAAUUAAAGAGAAGACAUUUGAAUAUUUGGCUAAGUAAUGGUAAUACGUUAGGCAAGCUGCAUUUUGACCCAUUCGAUAACUUUCUGUGUCAGGUAAGUUGAUCUUGUUCAAGUGGAGUAUAUUUUGAAUUAGUUUUGUAAAUUGAAACAAAAAAAUCACAAUGGCAUGAAAAAAAAAGUGGGAGAUGCACUGUCCUUAUGGUCAAUGUGGUGGACUUUGGGUUGAAAGGGGCAGUUCAAGACAUAGCUGGGUGAUCAUGUUGGGUGUUAGACACUUUACUCGCACAAUGCAUCUCUUCAUCCUUGAGUAUAAAUGGGUACUACAAACUGGAUUAAGAUUUUGCUGAACACUUUAACUCCCAUGAGUGACCAAGACAGAAUUUCUCCUUACAAUAUCAAUACAAAAUCAAGAAGUCAAGUGAUGAGAACUUAGAAGAGUAUCGAUUAGGGGAUCAUUAGUUGAUCCAAUACCAAAUUCUCAGAAGUAACAUUAGAAGAAUUGUAUAUUGGACAGUAAGGAGAAUUACUAAUGAGAUCUUGGGAAUUAAAGGGUUAACCAUUUACACCCUAACAUCAGUUUACAAGUUCUCCCUACUAAACUCUAUACAUUUCCUAAAGUGCUUAAAGGAGAAUUUGCUAAAUAAUCAAGAGCUCCUUGAACUCGCAAUCAUUUCCUUUAUUCUCAUAACCUAAAUGUUUGAUUCAGGAUUAAUAGUGUUGGGAGAAAUUAGAUGUUUAUCACUCCUAAUGGUUUAAGGAUUAACUAUUUAUUUAUACAUCUCUAUAAAAGUGUACAGCUUUAUAACUGCAGUCAAACCAAGUGAAUAUCAUUAUCAAUAUCUCUUUUCCCUUUCAGAUCAGUGGGACAAAACAAUUGUUCUUAUAUGAACCACAUGAUAACACAAAACUGUAUGAAGCUCAUAUUCAAGAGGCUACACUCAGCUACAAUCCCACAAACAAGAAGUUCCGUCGUAAAAAACUUCUAGAAAGUACCUCAAUGGUGAUGUCUCCAGUUGAUAUCCUUAAACCAGAUUAUCAAAGAUUUCCAAAAUUUAAGGGGGCACAGGCUUUGAAUUGUACUAUAAAUGAAGGUGAUGUUCUAUUUAUGCCGUCAUUUUGGUGGCAUGAGGUCCAGUCAUCUCCAAGUAAGGAAGAGCAAAGAAAUGUAGCAGUGAAUUUUUGGUAGGUCUCUUAACCCUUAACACCCUCAUGUCAGUACAUGCAAAAUCUUUAUACAGUUCUCUGUACAUUUCCUAAGGUGCUGAUGAGGAGAAUUUGGUAAACAAUCGAGAGCUUCUUUAGUUGGUGAUCAUUUCCUUAUUCUCAUGACCGUGAUGUUUGAUUCAGGGCUGAUGUUGUAGGGAGAAAUGAGAUGCUAGUCGCUCAAACAAACUUAAGAUAUGUAUAGAACCUUAAGACAUGUAUAGAACCUUAAGACAUGUAUAGAACCUUAAGAUAUGUAUAGAACCUUAAGAUAUGUAUGGAACCUUAAGAUGUGUAUAGAACCUCAAGAUGUGUAUAGAACCUUAAGAUGUGUAUAGAAAACAGUAUGGAAAUUAUGCUUACUGAUGUUAGAGUUUGGAUUACAAUUGAGGAGGUUCUUGCUUAUCAGGGCUACAUAGAUCUGCAGGGCACAAAAUGGUUUAAUAUUUUAGGCAGAGAAAAUAUUUUAUUUUGUUUUCAAUUUAAUUUACUAGUUUUUAUUUUCCUUUUCUUAUAGGUAUGAGCCUUUUUUAACCAAAGAGUUUCCUUGUUCCACAUGCAAAAUGGACAUUAAUUCCUUUUAUCGUCACAUGCUGUACUCGUAA
Messenger RNA from Pocillopora meandrina, 3275 nucleotides. Lineage: Eukaryota; Metazoa; Cnidaria; Anthozoa; Scleractinia; Pocilloporidae. The record is from the annotation of a GenBank genome assembly.